This is a messenger RNA of Macroventuria anomochaeta, 642 nucleotides long. RefSeq lists its product as uncharacterized. The transcript has a single exon. NCBI's taxonomy places the organism in Eukaryota, Fungi, Ascomycota, Dothideomycetes, Pleosporales, Didymellaceae. The record is from RefSeq and is a predicted model, not a curated record. The coding region runs from base 38 to 508 and encodes 156 amino acids.
GAACAAGACAUCUCUCAGAGAUGUUGGAACUGCGAGUAUGUUUGACCCAUCAAAACCCCUUCGCUAUGAUAUGACAUUGAUUGAUUCUCAGCAUACAUGUCAUGCCUCAUCUUACACAGCUCCACAACUACCCGCAACCGACCUGGCAAAAGGAGCUAUCGCAUGCCCGAUCAUGUCUCGGCGUCCUCGAAUACUGCGCAAAAGCCGCCAAAGUCGCCAAACGCUUCGCAGAAAUACCACGAGACUACUACAACACCCUCGCAGCCCAGAUCCGCCAGGCGAUAAUAUUACCAUCAAGGACGCGCCCGAGAACUCUGAUUACCUCUUCACUGUUCCUUCGACAUCGCAUUCCCAUCUUGCCCGAGCAUCGCAGGAUCUGCUGAAACGCGUCAGCUGCCUGUUUGAUUCUCCUUCUGACCUGCAUGAUGAGGGCACACUUAAGGCAGGCCUAGGCACCUAUGUUAGUCUGCCGUUCAAUCGAGGUCCGGCUGAGAGUGCGAACAGCUGAUCGGCUGUUGAGAUGGCGUUGUCAGGGAUGCCGACAGGCGAGUUUAUGGGUUCGUCGCAGCCGCAUGGAUGGAUUGUGUUUCUGAAUUUGAAUACGAUGUGAUGUUCACUGAAAAGUUUGCAUCUCGAGGUUCA